AAAUGUCUUUUUAACUAAUAAGAUAUGAAAAUUAUUGUUCGACAUUAAAACCUCCAUUAGUGGGGUUUUUAUGAUGUCACUCAAUUUGACUAAUUUGAGCACCGAAUCUAAACGGUUGAUUUUAACCUGAUGGCGGAUGACUUAACUCUGCGUAAUUCGGCAUAAUAGGUGGGAGACUAAAAAGAGGUAUCAUUUCCUCUCCAUCUGUGUCUCCGGCGACUUCGUCGGAAUCUCUUCUCCGGCGUUACUUAGUUUGCUGUCGAUACAAUAGAGAGAGUGAUUUAUUGAGGUGAUUGUCCAUCAUGGAUUGUAACUGCUUUGAUCCACAAUGGCCUGCUGAUGAGUUGUUAAUGAAGUAUCAGUACAUUUCCGAUUUUUUCAUUGCAGUUGCUUAUUUCUCUAUCCCAAUCGAGUUGGUAUACUUUGUCCAGAAAUCGGCAGUUUUUCCGUAUAGAUGGGUGCUGGUGCAGUUUGGUGCUUUCAUAGUUCUUUGUGGAGCAACACAUCUUAUCAACUUAUGGACAUCUACCGCCCAUACAAGGACUUUGGCAAUAGUGAUGACUACCGCAAAGGUCUUCACUGCUGUGGUAUCAUGUGCAACUGCUCUCAUGCUUGUGCACAUCAUUCCGGAUCUAUUAAGUGUCAAAACUAGGGAGCUAUUCUUAAAAAACAAAGCAGCAGAGCUUGAUCGUGAAAUGGGUCUUAUUCGGACACAGGAGGAGACGGGUAGAUAUGUUAGAAUGCUAACACAUGAAAUCAGAAGUACUUUGGAUAGACAUACUAUUUUGAAGACUACACUUGUUGAGCUUGGAAGAGCACUGGCACUGGAAGAGUGUGCAUUGUGGAUGCCAACUCGUACUGGACUGGAGCUUCAACUUUCUUACACUCUUCGUCAUCAAAAUCCAGUUGGAUUUACAGUACCUAUACAACUUCCUGUAAUUAAUCAAGUUUUCAGUACAAAUCGUGCUGUUAAAAUAUCACCAAAUUCUCCCGUCGCAAGGCUUCGACCUGCUGGGAAGUACAUGCCAGAUAGUGCAAGACAAUGGCAUGUCCAUGAAUUGGAGCUUGUUGAAGUGGUAGCCGAUCAGGUAGCUGUUGCUCUCUCACAUGCUGCCAUCUUGGAGGAAUCAAUGAGGGCUCGGGAUCUUCUUAUGGAGCAGAAUGUAGCUCUUGAUCUGGCUAGAAGAGAAGCAGAAAUGGCUGUUCGUGCGCGUAAUGAUUUCCUGGCUGUUAUGAAUCAUGAAAUGAGAACUCCUAUGCAUGCAAUAAUUGCACUUUCAUCUUUGCUACAAGAAACGGAGCUGACACCGGAGCAGCGUCUGAUGGUGGAAACAAUCCUUAAGAGCAGCAACCUUUUAGCAACGCUCAUCAAUGAUGUCUUGGAUCUUUCAAGGCUCGAGGAUGGAAGCCUUCAACUUGACAUUGGGACUUUCAAUCUUCAUGCUCUCUUCAGAGAGGUCUUUAACUUAAUCAAGCCUAUUGCAUCUGUGAAAAAGAUGUUUGUCACGCUUAGCUUGUCUUCCGAUCUGCCGGAAUUUGCUAUUGGAGAUGAAAAACGGCUGAUGCAAAUUCUUUUAAAUGUUGCUGGCAAUGCUGUAAAAUUUUCAAAAGAAGGCAGUGUGUCAAUUUCUGCUGUUGCUGCAAAAUCAGAAUCUUUAAGAGAUCCUAGAGCUCCCGAAUUUUUCCUUGUGCAAAGUGAGGAUCACUUCUAUUUACGUGUACAGGUAAAAGAUACAGGAUCAGGGAUUAAUCCGCAGGAUAUCCCCAAGCUAUUUUGUAAGUUUGCGGAAAACCAGGCACUAGGAUCUAAAAGUUCCGGUGGCACCGGGCUUGGCCUUGCGAUUUCUAAGAGGUUUGUUAAUCUUAUGGAAGGUCAUAUUUGGAUCGAAAGUGAAGGUCUUGGCAAGGGGUCUACUGCUAUCUUUAUUGUUAAACUUGGGAUUCCUGGACGCUCAAAUGAGCCUAAGCUUCCCUUUAUGCCCAGAUUGCCUGCAAAUCACAUGCAGAUGACUUUUCAAGGACUAAAGUUUAGCAGGAUGGUGACCAAGGGUCUGCUAGUACACCUAGGGUGCGAUGUAACCACGGCUUGCUCCGGUGAUGAGUGCUUGAGAGUUCUUACUCAGGAACACAAAGUAUUAUUCAUGGACGUGAGUAUACCAGGUAUAAACUGUUAUGAAGUUGCUGUGAAGAUACAUGAAAAGUUUGGGAAACGUCACAACAGGCCACUUAUUGUGGCACUAACAGGAAACACUGACCGAGUGACAAAAGAAAACUGCAUGAGAGUUGGUAUGGAUGGAGUUAUUCUGAAACCUGUUUCAGUUGACAAAAUGAGAAGUGUUUUAUCCGAGCUUUUAGAGCAUGGAGUUGUUCUUCAAUCCUAGUGAAAGAGGGAUUGCUUGUACGAUCAAAAGUGUUUGUCAAGACUGAGUGUCGCUGUACAUACAUUUUUCAGACUGCGGGCAAAACGAAGAGUUGUUCACAAUGAAAGCGCAAUAUGCUAAUUGCAGGUUCAAAUAUCUUAUAAAAGUGACUGCACGAUGAUUUAAUCCUCAACAGAUUUGUAUAAAGAAACUAGCUUGUUCUACAUCUUUGAAGGAGAAGUCCCGUCUUUCCUGGGAGGUUGGAGCUUGAAAACAAGUUCAUUUGUCUUCUUUUCGGGUAGAACUAAUCGAAAACAUUUGUAUAAAAUGUAUAUGAUGUGCAGGACAUUGGCCUGAAAAUUGGUGCAAAAACUUCUCCUAAUCGUCCCUCUCUCUCCCCUCUUUUUCACAAUUCUUAGUGAUUAA
Molecule: messenger RNA, 2786 nt
Organism: Nicotiana attenuata
Lineage: Eukaryota; Viridiplantae; Streptophyta; Magnoliopsida; Solanales; Solanaceae
Product: ethylene receptor-like
Biological process (GO): phosphorylation; response to ethylene; phosphorelay signal transduction system
Cellular component (GO): endoplasmic reticulum membrane; endoplasmic reticulum
Molecular function (GO): phosphorelay sensor kinase activity; ethylene binding; ethylene receptor activity
Source: RefSeq, a predicted model, not a curated record